Molecule: messenger RNA, 3129 nt
Organism: Triplophysa dalaica
Lineage: Eukaryota; Metazoa; Chordata; Actinopteri; Cypriniformes; Nemacheilidae
Gene: ankzf1
Product: ankyrin repeat and zinc finger peptidyl tRNA hydrolase 1
Exons: 16
Coding region: 295-2472 (725 amino acids)
Molecular function (GO): protein binding
Source: RefSeq, a predicted model, not a curated record
UCAAGUGAAUUUUAAACAGACAAAUUAAGAGAUACAAUUGGGUUUCCCCUCUAGAGUUUACACAUGAAGAGCUUUACUCUUCGAAGGGAGUGGGGCAUAGGGAUGAUCACUUCGAAAGGGAACGCAGGGUAUGUAAACGUUUGCGCUUUUCGUACUUUCUGACACUAGUCAGCCACCGUGGAGAACAAACACGUGCUUAAUCUUAAAGAAUGCUCUACUAAGUAGGAUAAAAAAUAUAAACAAACAGAGAUCCAUGAUACUGCCAAGGUGAUGUUGGAGGUGUGUGUUUAAGUGAUGGCGUCACCGGAGUUGCGAUGUGUGUUUGAACUGUGUGUAGAUCAGAAUGUCAUAGCGGGGCUGAGAGAGGUGUCAGGACCGCUCGCUCAGCACGAACUUCCUCAGCCCUCAGUCAUUGAAGAUGGACUUUCAAGAAGGACUGGCUCGUCCGGUGAAGUUUCGGACAAGAUGUUCUGCUCGGCUUGUCAGUGUCCUUUCGAUAGUCGAGAAGAGCAGAUGGAGCACUACAAACUAGACUGGCAUCGGUUUAACCUGAGACAGCGUCUGGAAGGAAGAUCAGCUGUCACGGUGGAUGAGUUUGAGAAGAAAACUGGCACUGGAGAUAUAUCAAGCAUUUCAGGUUCAGAUUCAGAGAGUGAGAAUGAGAUUCUUGCAGAUGAUAUGACCUCUGAGGGAACAGCUGAGACUCUGGACACAGAUCAGUCCCUUUGUCGGUUGUCUUCUAAAGUAGCCUUUCAGAACUUGGAGGGACAGUACCUAACAUUGUAUCGCUGUGUUCUGCAGAGCAAGAGAGACAGUGAAGAAGAAUUGGUUUCAUCUUUACAAAAGAUAUCGCACAACACUGUUUGGGUCAUCUUGAUGACUGGUGGGGGACACUUUGCUGGAGCUGUUUUUAAGGGGAAAGAGAUUCUGCAGCAUAAGACGUUUCAUCGGUACACUGUGAGAGCAAAAAGAGGGACUGCGCAGGGACUGAGGGACUCUCAGAAUCGCAGUCACACACCCAAAUCUGCAGGGGCCGCCCUCCGGCGCUAUAACGAGGCUGCACUGGUGAAGGAUAUUCAUGAUCUACUGGAAAGCUGGGCUGAGUUUUUAGAGGAGGCAAGUGCCAUCUUUCUACGAGCGCCAAGUUACAACAAGACCAUAUUUUUUGGAGGUCGAGGAGCACCAAUGGACAAAACAGACCAGAGGGUCCGGAUACUUCCUUUCGCCACGCGCAGAGCCACGUUUAGUGAAAUAAAACGAGCCUUUGAUCUGCUCUCAACUCUACAUAUUUAUCAUAAAGACGCUGACAUGUCCAGUAUUCUCAGUUUGUCGAAGAAAGUGUGGAAGAGAAAAAAAACUAAACCUAUUAGUCAAACCAUGCCUGAGCCAAACACAAAUGUGCCUGUUAAAGCUGAAGAGGUAGAGGAAAGAAGUUCAGAUGAGGAAGACUCAGGAGUGUUGGAGACAGUGGAGGUGACGCUGGGAACCCUGGACCUCCGAGAAUACGAAGUCCAGCCUAAUAAGAAGAAAAGAAAGAAAUGGAAAGAGAAAAGAGAAACCCCAAGCAGCAGAGAAAUAACAGAAGCAAAAGCUGAUGAUUUAACGGUGGAAGAUGCAGAACCCGAAGGUGAAAAUGAUCCUAAAGAGACACAGACGAGGUCGAAAACCAAAAGUAGACCUAAAGGCAAAAAACGUCAGCCUGAAGAAGAUGAAGUGGAUGACUCGUGGGAAUACAGUUUGAGGGAUGCGCUGUAUACAGCCUGUAAAACUGGGGAUAUCAAAACCUUGUGCACACUUAUGCAGCUUACAGAAAAUCAGGAGAAAGGAAUUGAGAGGGACACUCGAGAGAAAUCUACCUCAGACACCACCAAUGUUUCAUGCCUUCUCAACAAGCCCAUAGACUCAGCGGGCUUCACUCUACUACACGUGGCAUCUGCAGCUGCACAGAAAUCUGUCAUCAGACUGUUAUUGGAUGCAGGGAGUGAUCCAGCAAAAAAGGAUAAGAAAGGACAGACUCCAUAUGUCGUCGCUCCCGAAAAAGAUACCCGAAGCAUUUUCAGAAAAUACAUGGCUGAGCACCCUCAUAAGUAUGACUACACUAAAGCACAGGUUCCAGCACCACUGACUGAAGAAAUAGAAUCUAAAAAGGCUGAGAAGAAGAAAGCCCAAAAAGCAGCACGGAAACAAAAGGAGAAAGAACAGAAAGAAGAGAAACUUAAGAAACAGCAGGACGAGGAAGAAAAGAAAAGAUUCACAGCACUCAGUGACAGAGAGAAGCGAGCUCUGGCUGCAGAGAGGAGAUUAGCUCAACAUAUGGCCGGAACUGGAGAAAUUCUUACCAACAUCAGGAGGUGUUUUCAGUGUGGCGAGUCCUUGCUGGGGAAGAUUCCCUUCCAGUAUCUGGAAUAUUCGUUCUGCACACCUCGCUGUGUCCAAACCCACCGCAAAGCCAACGCUGCCGCCCGGCCCUAACCUCUCACCAUCUGUGAUCUGUGAACGAACUGACUUUUUUAUAAUCUAUAACAUCAUGACAGAAUGAAUGCCGGGAAUUGGAGCAGAGAAAGAUUAUUAAAAACAUCAUUACUAUUGAGAGCAAAAUGGACGACAGAUACAUUUGAAUUAAUGGUGUUGUGAGUCUAGUUCCUAUAAUUCACAUUAAAACAUUAAUCUCUAUGAAUUUUAUUUAUCUUAAUAAAAUGAAUGCUGAAGCACUGGAAAAAUUGAAAUCACAGUUUUGUUAAAUUAUGGGAGACAAAUAUCAGGUUGUUACGCUUUUUAUUUUUUUGUGGCUACAGCUUUUAUGGACUGUAUACAUGAUAUUUAAAACCUGUUUUGUCAGUAAUUGUUUCCAAACCAGCAAGAAUUUCGACAAAAGGAACAAGUAGCAAAGUUAACAAGAGAAAACAAAUCUUAAACCAACUUUGCAGUUGAUUUUUUCAAAAUAUCUUGCAUCAUGAUAUUGUGAUAUAAUUCAUCUUAUUUGAAGCAAAUUUCGGUCACACUAAAACAAGCUGCUUUUGUGUGAUUUCCUGAGCCAUCAACAGACCAGUAUACCGUGCUAAAUAUUGAGUCAUAUGACACAAACCACAGUGUUUUAUGAUGGCUUAUAAAGAGAACAUUUUAACCUUC